CCCGGCGAAUAACUGCAUGUAGAAUGGUUCCGUUUUGCAGUCACACAUUUUUCAUUUUUAGAAAUAUCUCACUUAAACACGAUACAAAAAUGUCAUUCUUUCGUAAAAACCUGCUCUUUAACUUAUGAUACAAAUUAAACGUAUGAAUGGUAACAUCUUACUUUUUCUACUCUUUUCGAUCCUACCCGGAUCGAAAGAAAUGGACACCAGGAGACAGUUGCCAUAACGACAAAAAAACGUCAACGCGAACUUUUUUUUUUUUUUACUUGAAACCAACGUGUAGCUGGAGCUUGUAUUUUAAUUGGAAAAAAAAUCAUCCUAACAUAUCAUACAAGAUGAGUGAGUUCACAGAGUCUCUUCUCAAAUAUGACACUCCCGUUUCAAUAAGCAAAGGCACCGUUAGGAAAUCAGUAAAAGGGCGUCCAUUCAAAGUGAGCCCACAUCAGCCUGCUGACACCCCUGUGCCCCCUCCCCCUCAAAGCAAAUCAGGGUCACCUGAAAAUGAGCAAGUCCUCAACGUCAUCUUUCCCCCCAGAGAGUGGGCGGAGGGCAACGCCAUGUGGGCCCAACGAGUGUCCAGUACGCCAAGUACACGGGCCGACGUGGUCAAGCUGGAAGAGGCGCUCGACAGGAAGUUGCAGCAGAGGCGGGCCUUGGAAACGGGCAUCUGCCCCAUUCGCAGGGACUUGUACUCUCAGUGCUUCGACGAGCUGAUCCGGCAGGUGAGCAUCAACUGUGUCGAGCGGGGUCUCCUGCUGCUGCGCGUCCGAGACGAGAUCCAAACGACCGUGGCCGCUUACCAGACCCUGUACGAGAGCAGCGUGGUCUUCGGGAUGAGGAAAGCUCUCCAGGCCGAGCAGUGA
Molecule: messenger RNA, 863 nt
Organism: Syngnathus acus (greater pipefish)
Lineage: Eukaryota; Metazoa; Chordata; Actinopteri; Syngnathiformes; Syngnathidae
Product: axonemal dynein light intermediate polypeptide 1-like
Exons: 4
Coding region: 147-863 (238 amino acids)
Cellular component (GO): axoneme; filopodium
Molecular function (GO): dynein heavy chain binding
Source: RefSeq, a predicted model, not a curated record